This is a messenger RNA of Psilocybe cubensis, 1602 nucleotides long. RefSeq lists its product as uncharacterized. Gene Ontology annotation, biological process: L-threonine biosynthetic process. The transcript has 6 exons. The coding region runs from base 1 to 1602 and encodes 533 amino acids. Gene Ontology annotation, molecular function: pyridoxal phosphate binding; threonine synthase activity. The record is from RefSeq and is a predicted model, not a curated record. Lineage: Eukaryota; Fungi; Basidiomycota; Agaricomycetes; Agaricales; Agrocybaceae.
AUGAAAUACUUCUCAACGCGCGGAGGAGACGAGAGGCUGUCUUUCGAAGAGACUGUCCUCACCGGUCUCGCCCCUAACGGUGGUUUAUAUAUUCCAGAAUCCAUUCCGUCGUUGCCUGCAGACUGGAAAACAAAAUGGAGUUCGUACUCCUUCGUUGAUCUCUCUGUAGCAGUGCUAUCGCUGUACAUUUCCCAAGACGAGAUCUCGACGGCUGAACUCCGGUCGCUCGUCGAGAAAUCAUACGCCACGUUCCGUCAUCCCGACGUUACGCCUCUGAAAAAGUUAGACGACAAAACGUUUGUUUUGGAGCUUUUCCAUGGUCCUACAUUCGCAUUCAAAGAUGUCGCGCUGCAACUCCUUGGCAAUCUGUUCGAGUUCUUCCUGCUCCGACGGAAUGCGCGCAAGGCUCCUGGAGAAAAGCAGGAGAAACUAACUGUUGUCGGUGCGACGAGCGGGGACACCGGAAGUGCCGCGAUCUAUGGUCUCCGAAACAAGGCAAAUGUAUCCAUAUUCAUCCUCCAUCCCAAAGGCCGAGUUUCUCCCAUCCAAGAGGCCCAAAUGACCACAGUUACAGAUGACAACGUGCAUAAUGUCGCUGAUAUCGUUAAAGCUCUCUUUGCCAACAAAGAAUUUAAUGCCAAACACCGACUGGGCGCUGUCAACUCCAUUAACUGGGCCCGUAUUCUUGCCCAAACCGUCUAUUACUUCCUUUCCUAUUUUAACUUCCAAGCCCAAUUGCCCAGUGGAACGACUGAUGUAGAACUGCAAUAUGUGGUCCCCACAGGCAACUUUGGCGACAUACUCGCUGGAUAUUAUGCCAAGAGGAUGGGUCUGCCCAUAGGGAAGCUCGUUGUCGCUACCAAUGCCAACGACAUCCUAGCCCGUUUCUGGAAGAGCGGUAAAUACGAAAAGGUCGAUUCGUCGGUAUCACACGGCGAGGGCGCAACUGCGCCUGUGGAAGGUUCAUCUGAUGGCAAGCAGGCGACUGAUGCCAGCGGCGUUAAGGAAACUCUGAGUCCCGCGAUGGAUAUCCUUGUAUCGAGCAACUUCGAGCGUCUUCUUUGGUAUCUCGCCUUCGAACACGCCGAAGGCUCGACGGAUGCAGAGAAGAAAGCCGCCGCUUCGAAAACUUUGGAUGGAUGGAUGAGCCACAUGAAGAGCAAUGGACGCGUCGAGGUUCCAAUUCCGGUGUUGGAGACCGCUCGUAAAGAUUUCAUCGCUGAAAGAAUAUCCGAUGACUUGACUCUUCAAACCAUCAAAUCAUUCUUCGAAGGCGAAACAUCAUAUGUUGCGGACCCUCAUACCGCCGUAGGCUUGGCCACUGCUCGUCGCAUUGCCCCUGCAAACUCACCGAACGUGUACCAAAUCGUUCUAUCAACCGCUCAUCCAGCUAAAUUCUCUGAGGCCGUCUCACGCGCCCUGGAAGGAUCCCCAAGCUUCAACUUCGAUCGCGACGUCCUGCCAAAGGAAUUCCAUGGUCUAUUGGACAAAGAGAAGCGGGUCAUUGAUGUCGAACGCGCAGACAUCGAGCUCGUCAAAGCCGUCAUUGAAAAGGUUGCAGAGAAGGAAGGAGCCAGCAAGGAAAUUGCUGGGAGUGUGUAG